UUAUAUGGUUUUUCGAGACGGUCCAUGAUGGACUCGAGUGUGUGUGCGUGUGCGCGCGCGUGCGCUGAUGUUGCUGAGUUGAGCGCGUGCAGUGGGCGGUCCGCGCGUGAGAGAAAACCCCCGUGCGCGCUCCGUCCCGAUCCUCACACUGCUCGCAGACCUCCAUCUAUCAGCUCAAACCUACCCACCCUCAGUCCACCCUCAGGAGCGUUUGAUGCGCGAUCGGAGGCGAUGCUGGAGUCCGGCGGCGGCGCGGUGCUGAAGGAAGGCGCGCUGGAGAAGCGCAGUGAUGGUCUGCUGCAGCUGUGGAAGAAGAAGCGCUGCGUGCUGACCGAGGAAGGACUGGUGCUUCACCCACCCAAACACCACCACCACCACCACGACACCGGCUGCAAGGCGAAGGAGCUGCACUUCGCCAACAUGAAGACGGUGGACUGCGUGGAGCGCAAGGGCAAGUACGUGUACUUCACGGUGGUGAUGUCCGAGGGCCGAGAGAUCGACUUCAGGUGCCCGCAAGACGAGGGCUGGAACGCGGAGAUCACGCUGCAGAUGGUCCAGUACAAGAACCGGCAGGCGAUCCUAGCCGUCAAGUCCAGCCGACAGAAGCAGCAGCAGCUGCUCGUGGUCUCCGCGCAGAAGAUGCUCCGAAACGCGCAGUAGGACGCCGGAGAGCCGCGAUAUAGAUAGACGUCACCGCGCGUAAAAAGCGCUGGAUGCGCAUCACGGACGUCGCUUUAUAGUGUCACCUUCCGCGCACGGACGCUCUUUGUGCAUUGAAAGACAUCACGGCUGAAGAAGCACCGGGGAUAUCUCCUCUCAGACACGGGGGCCGGGGCAAGUUGUCACAGUGACGUUCUGAAUUCUGCCCUCCAAAUGAGAGAUUUUGGGGUAAUAGGGCUUUGGUAAACUGUGAAACCACAAUGGGAUUUGUGACCCUGGAGCACAAAACCAGUCAUGAGUUGUAGUAAUAGCUACACUGUAUGGGUUAAAAUGAACGAUUUUUCUUUUAUGCUAAAAUCAUUAGUAUAUUACGUAAAGAUUGUGUUCCAUUAAGAUAUAUUUGUAAAUUCCCAACCCUAAGUAGGCUAUAUCAUAACAUAUUUUUUGAUUAGCAAUAUGCAUUUCUGAGAACUUAAUUUGGACGACUUUAAAUGCAAUUUUAUUAGUGUUAACAUUGUAUUUAAUUUUUGUGCACCCUAAGAUUCCAGAUAUUCAAACACUUGUAUCUAGGGAAAAAGUCAUAUCCCAGCAAUAUGAAUUUAUUUAAUUUUUUUCAUUGUGAUAACAUGUCCCAAUUUAUGCAUUCAAUGAACUGUAUUUUCUAAACUGAAUGGUGUACAUGUUCAUAUGAUUUCAUAUGAAGUCUGUGUUCAUCGACUGAUUGAUAAAACACUGGAGUACAAAGCUGUGACAGCUCGCCCCGGUCUCCCUCACAGGUUCAUGGGUUGUGAAUGUGAAAUGCCUUCAGUGCGCCUUCAUUCAUCAUUCGCUCGGACAGAACUGCCACCAUAACUUUCCAUUUCAGUGCAGUUGCAUUUCUCAGUUUUGUGCCUCUCCAGACAUGCAAUCGAUAUCUUCCGGGAGACCUGAAAGGCCAAUCCGUUCCGGUCCAGAUCACAGUCUGCAUGCGCGUGAGCAGGGAUUUUAAAGAGACUCCGUGACACACUGGAAAACUGCAGACUCUCCUGAAACCCAGUGAUCCUGACAGAUCCACCAAAAAGCAUCCCAUUAUGUAUUUAUUUGUACAUUUCUUUUUUUUUGUAACUGGUCAUUUGCAUAUCUGAAUGUUGGGUUAUGUUUUUUUUUAAAGGACACUUAAUGCAUUUCAGAACUCAGAAUAAGCUUUUGAUUUUCAUUUGUUGUUGUUUGUGUAACUGGUUUGGAUGGACGAUUCACAUUUGACCAACUUGUGGCUGUUCAAAAAUUGGGUGCAUCAUCAUAUUGACAUGACGUAACAUGUAUUCUGUUAAGGUUCAGUCGUUGCAAUCGUUGAUCCAUAUGUGAUGCAAUGAAAACGAGAUUUGGGAAGAAUGCUGGAAAAGUCCACUGUGUUAAUUGUGGUCUCUAUUCCCGAAUGAGCAUGGGGAUCUGAUCAAUGUUGUGUUGCAUAAAUCUUUGCGGAGUCAAAUGCAUGGCGACGGAUGUCGAAUCUCGAUGCUCUUCUGCCGAGUCCUGCGUGUGAUCGAGCUGAAGUUUGCAUUUGUGAAAAUGGUGUUAUGUUGAUGGAAUGCCAUCGUUCCCUGAGCUGAUGCGAAUGCCACUUUCAUACCUUCGAAAUAUACAUUCCAUUUCAAAUGAA
Molecule: messenger RNA, 2299 nt
Organism: Carassius auratus (goldfish)
Lineage: Eukaryota; Metazoa; Chordata; Actinopteri; Cypriniformes; Cyprinidae
Gene: phlda1
Product: pleckstrin homology-like domain, family A, member 1
Exons: 1
Coding region: 25-660 (211 amino acids)
Biological process (GO): positive regulation of apoptotic process
Molecular function (GO): phosphatidylinositol phosphate binding
Source: RefSeq, a predicted model, not a curated record